AUGUCGGCAAUGACGACAACAACACAGCUUUCAUUGCCGAAUAGGGAAAAGGAAACCGAUCCUGCUUACGUCGACUGUUUCGGCGACCAAGCCCACACCACCGAGAGCAAGAGAUUUGGGAAAAUCAUUCUGUGGAGGAUAGUGGGCGAGCUCGCCUGUACGGCAAUCAAGAUUCAGGACACUCUCUCCAAGCUCAUCGCAGAGAACAGAGCAGUGUGGCAGAGUCGUCGGCCUAAUGAGGUGAGCCCUUUUGAAGAGCCUCCAUAUCUCAUCCGGUGCUUCCUCAUUGGCGCGUCGACAUCACACUCGGCCCCGUGUGUCACUAUCAUCAGCUCGGUUGAGUGGUUCAGCAACUGCUUGAAGGAUAUUAUCCUCAAGGGUAAGAUCCUCGCUGCAUAUCCAGGGUGGCGUUGCUUCAGGCUCCCUAUUGAUCCUCAGCUGACGGCUCCUGGUCGUCUUCAAAUGAGUCUCCCUACCAACGAUGAUCUGAGUGAAUACAGAGUCUUUAUUCCCGGCGGCGUACUUCCAGCCUACAUCAACGCAACGAGGAUCGAAAUAUGGAAGGGUCAAUCAUACGUCGGCAGCGCAACCGUCGGUGGGAUGGUCACCGUCGGAGAUGAGCAUCUCGCCUUGACUGUCGCCCAUGCAAUUUAUCCCCAACAGCCGCCGAUCCCAGAUGCUUUUGAAAUCGACGAUUCCGAGUUGGACUUUCUUGAAUAUUACGACGUUGAAGAAGAUACCUGCUCGGUGGAGGACCUGCUCGACGCCGACAUACCAUGGCCCACGGCCGCUGUCUCAUCCGACAUCACACCAUCCUCAACAAUAAGAGGCUCAAUUGAGUCCCCACCAACUUCUCCGGACCUUUCUAAGGACAAGAUUCUUAUCGGGCACCUAUUGUGUCUUUCUGAUAUUCAAAGGGGAGGGUUCAGCGAGCCAGGCGCCCUCGACUGGGCUCUGAUAAAGAUCACAAAUGCCGCAAUAUCGAACAAGAACCAACCCUCACCAAUUCUGUGCCACGGUGAGAUCGGCACUAACGACCCAGUGAAUGCCGUAAAGAUACUCACUUCCUCUGCCGCUCUCGAUGGGCUCCUCGUGUCGGAUGCAGUCUUUGGACUUCCAGGCUUCGGAAGUCCACAGCCUGUAAGGGUGGCCAACGUCGGGACUGUGCAGAAGGGCGACUCCGGAUCCUGGGUCAUACAGCGCAGUACGCAGAAGCCGGUGGGCAUGCUCAUUGGAUGCUGUCAGCCCUUGAAUGAGUCCUAUCUCCUCGUGUUAGAGGACAUUGUGCAGGACAUCGAGGCUCAGACAGGGCUUGCGGCCAAGGUUGCUCCCAGUGAUCCUCCAAGUCAUGCAGAGCAACUCGACUUCUUCCGGUUCGUUGAUGAUCACAAGCGCUCUGGCGUGAAUGGUCAAGGCGAAGAAGCAUGGUACAUCUCACAUGCCAAGCUCAAGACUUACUGGAAGGGGGUUCGACUUUUGGAGUGCUUGGGCCUUGACCCCAGAGACGAGAUCUCGGCGGCCGACGAGAUACUGGCUCGAUAUCUUCGUGUUUUUUCUUGCUUGGUGUACAUCGGUGAGCAUGACCUCUUGCAGUGGUUUGUGGACCGGAACUUCCAUGAUGAGUGCCUACCUGCUAUCGACCUUCCAUCGUGGUUUCCUGGAUCCCAGCAUGUAUGGGAAAUGUUCCGGGAGAACCAAUGGAUGUUCAUCCCUCUGCGUUUGAACUCGGACAAUACGUUCGAUACAAAAGUGCACCCAAACACCAUUCUCCCCAUUGUCAACCAGCAACCGCUCUCGAAGCCAAAUCAAGGAGAUUUCUCCUGCUCACACCUGACAAGAGUCCAGCUGGAUGAAGAUUGCCUCGAUGAAGGCUCAAACCGCACCGUGGUUUUCAAAACGUACGACAUCAACAAUUACCAAGACCUGCUACCUGACGGAAAUCAGACUUGCAAAACAUUUGAUCUUCAAAGAAGAGGCGCCACCAAGAUGACUGCCUGGUCUCGCCCGUGGCAGGCGGAAUCGGCACUAUUCAGGGCAUUAAACGAGCGUGGAGGCUCACGCCACAUUGUCAGCCCUGUGGCAUCCUUUCAACAAGGCGACAGGUUUUACACCAUCUUCGAAUGGCACAAUGGCGGAAAUCUGAGCGACUUCUGGAAGCAUUCGAAGCCACCAAAAGAACCUGUCCGUGUUCUUGAAUUGUGGGAAUCGCUUUUUGAUCUGCUGAAGGCUAUCGAGAGGCUACACUACUUGCUAUUUGGGUCGCUAAUGGAGCAGUCUACGAUCUGCCAUGGCGAUUUGAGGCCUGAGAAUAUACUUGUGUUCCCUCAGGACGCCGGUGGCGUAACGCUCAAGCUGGCGGAUUUCGGCCUGUCAAGGUUUCAUACAAUGCGGCGUGACCGGGCGGUCAAAACCGCCAUCUUGGACGUUGAAGUCGAUCGGCGUAAGGUGGAUAUAUGGGCUCUAGGUUAUGUGUUGACGGAGACUCUUCUCUGGCUUAACGGAGGAGACAAGCUUCGUCAAACACUUAACCGUCAAGCAGUCGUGCAGCAAACAUCAUUGAGGCACUGUCAAGAAACGUUGGGGAGGGUUGAAAACCUAGAUCGUGUUUCCUCGGUUGUUCGAACUUUCAUUCGGACCCAUAUGCUGGUCGACGAGCCCGGGAGUGCAAGGGAGAUCUUUCGACGUUUCCAUGAUGACGUCUUGCCGGUUGCUGACCUUAACGAGGAGGACGCUCUGGAAAGCCUGGAGCAGGUGGCUGACUUACCGGCGGAGCCCAUAAUGUGGGAAACUCGAUCGCAGCGAUUAUCUGUCGCAUCUUCGACGGCUACGACAGUCGAAUCGGAGGUGGAUUCGGGCUUCUUCAGUGCAACCGUAACCUCGAGUGUAACGAAGCCGACCAGCAGUCAUGCUAGCGGAAAACUUCCAGUCAGGCAGGAAAGUUUUGAUGACUCGGGUCAAUCGUUAACGACCGUCGAUGACAUCAACCAAUGGAUCCAUGGUGUUCCCAAAACCAUCACUUCAAGCAGUAUCCUAGGCGGAACCGAUAGGGAAACCGAGACAACAAGCCGAGGUGCUAGAGCAAAAGCCAAGAUGAAGAAUCCACAUUGGCGGCCUACGGCCAUCUCUCAACGGGUACAGGAGUUGGGAGGCCGUGACUGGAUGUUUCUGGUUGACGAUUCAGCAUCGAUGAGGCAGCACUGGGCCGACGUGUCCAAGACUGUCCGAGCCAUUGAAUGGCUGCUGAGCGACUGCCAAGAAAGCAGCAUGGACCUAUUUUUCACCUCCGAACCGCUGAUGGGAUACCAGAGGAAACAGGACGGAUUUUUCACCGACAUCGUCCGGAGCCAGCAACCCUGGGGCAUCUGCGCGAUGAAGGACAGCCUCGAGACGGUUUUUGACCGGGUCAUAACUGACAGAUUGCGUCCCGGAGUCCAGACACAUGCCUCGAAUCAGCGACCCAUGACCAUCUAUAUCCUGACAAACGGCGUUUGGGAGACAUCCGGAAAGAAGAAAGGAACGCCCUUGGCUGGGGUAACCAGUGCAAUCAAGAGGAUCGCCAACGAACUUGAAAAUCAGGGAAAGAACAGAAAGUCCCUGGCGAUUCAGUUCAUCCGGUUCGGCAAUGACGAGUCAGGAGGAGGGCGGCUCAAGGACUUGGACGAUUGGUGCCAUAACCGGCAGCCCCAUGAAGGAGGGGACAAGAACAUGUAA
Fusarium vanettenii 77-13-4 is the source of this 3711-nucleotide messenger RNA. RefSeq lists its product as uncharacterized. Gene Ontology annotation, biological process: peptidyl-threonine phosphorylation; peptidyl-serine phosphorylation. Gene Ontology annotation, molecular function: protein serine/threonine kinase activity; ATP binding. The coding region runs from base 1 to 3711 and encodes 1236 amino acids. The transcript is spliced from 3 exons. The record is from RefSeq and is a predicted model, not a curated record. Lineage: Eukaryota; Fungi; Ascomycota; Sordariomycetes; Hypocreales; Nectriaceae.